Molecule: messenger RNA, 7447 nt
Organism: Mastomys coucha (southern multimammate mouse)
Lineage: Eukaryota; Metazoa; Chordata; Mammalia; Rodentia; Muridae
Gene: Dot1l
Product: DOT1 like histone lysine methyltransferase
Exons: 29
Coding region: 266-5476 (1736 amino acids)
Biological process (GO): DNA repair; DNA damage checkpoint signaling; regulation of transcription regulatory region DNA binding
Cellular component (GO): nucleus
Molecular function (GO): histone H3K79 methyltransferase activity
Source: RefSeq, a predicted model, not a curated record
UCAGCCCGACCCCCCGGCUCAUUGUGCCUUCUCCUCACGCCGGCCCAAGAUGGCGGCGGCGCUAGACGCCCCGGGUCUGUGACUCCUAUAAAGAGGGGAGCUGGGGCCACAAGGCAGCGGCGGCCGAGGCACAGGCCGGGCCGUCCGUCCUCAGCCGUCCGCCCCGCGUCCACCCGAGUCCGCCCGCCUGCCUGCCUUCCCGCCGGCGGCCCCGCCCCUCCCCCAACCGCCCGCCUAGCAUGGUGCGGCGGCCGCGCGCGCCGACAUGGGCGAGAAGCUGGAGCUGAGGCUCAAGUCGCCUGUGGGCGCCGAGCCUGCCGUCUACCCGUGGCCGCUGCCGGUCUACGACAAGCACCAUGAUGCUGCUCAUGAGAUUAUCGAGACUAUCCGGUGGGUCUGCGAGGAAAUCCCAGAUCUCAAGCUGGCCAUGGAGAACUAUGUCCUGAUUGACUACGACACCAAAAGUUUUGAAAGCAUGCAGAGGCUGUGUGACAAAUAUAACCGGGCCAUCGACAGCAUCCACCAACUGUGGAAGGGCACUACACAGCCCAUGAAGCUGAAUACUCGGCCAUCCAAUGGGUUGCUGCGGCACAUCCUGCAGCAGGUAUACAACCACUCUGUCACUGACCCGGAGAAGCUUAACAACUAUGAGCCCUUCUCCCCUGAGGUGUAUGGGGAGACCUCCUUUGACCUGGUGGCCCAGAUGAUUGAUGAGAUCAAGAUGACUGAGGAUGACCUGUUUGUCGACCUGGGCAGUGGUGUGGGGCAGGUUGUCCUUCAGGUCGCUGCAGCCACCAACUGCAAACAUCACUACGGAGUGGAGAAAGCGGACAUCCCAGCCAAGUACGCGGAGACCAUGGACCGAGAGUUCAGGAAGUGGAUGAAAUGGUAUGGAAAAAAGCAUGCAGAAUACACACUGGAACGAGGUGACUUCCUCUCAGAGGAAUGGAGGGAACGGAUCGCCAACACGAGUGUUAUAUUUGUGAAUAACUUUGCCUUUGGUCCUGAGGUGGAUCACCAGCUGAAGGAGCGAUUCGCAAACAUGAAGGAAGGCGGCAGAAUCGUGUCCUCAAAGCCCUUUGCCCCUCUGAACUUCAGGAUCAACAGCAGGAACUUGAGUGACAUUGGCACCAUCAUGCGUGUGGUGGAGCUGUCGCCCCUGAAGGGCUCUGUGUCAUGGACUGGCAAGCCUGUCUCCUACUACCUGCACACCAUUGACCGCACCAUACUUGAAAACUAUUUUUCUAGUCUGAAAAAUCCAAAACUCAGGGAGGAGCAGGAGGCAGCUAGGCGCAGGCAGCAGCGGGAGAACAAGAGCAAUGCGACCACGCCCACCAAAGUCCCCGAGAGCAAAGCUGCUGCCACCGAGGCCCCCGUGGAUUCUGGUGCUGAGGAAGAAAAAUCAGGUGUGGCUACUGUCAAAAAGCCAUCUCCCUCCAAAGCCCGGAAGAAGAAACUGAACAAGAAAGGGAGAAAGAUGGCUGGCCGGAAACGCGGGCGGCCCAAGAAAAUGAGUGCUGCCAGUGCUGAGCGCAAGUCCAAGAAGAGCCAAAGCGCACUGGAUCUCUUACACUCUCCUCCCCCAGCCCCACCCUCAGCCUCACCCCAGGAUGCGUACAGGGCACCUCACAGCCCAUUCUACCAGCUACCUCCGAGCACGCAGCUGCACUCACCCAACCCACUGCUAGUGGCACCCACCCCACCUGCGCUGCAGAAGCUUUUAGAGUCCUUCAAAAUCCAGUACCUGCAGUUCCUGGCUUAUACGAAGACCCCACAGUACAAGGCCAAUCUGCAGCAGCUUCUGGACCAGGAGAAGGAGAAGAACACACAGCUGCUGGGCACAGCCCAGCAGCUCUUCGGCCAUUGCCAGGCCCAAAAGGAAGAGAUUCGCAGGCUGUUCCAGCAGAAGCUGGAUGAGUUGGGCGUGAAGGCGCUGACCUACAAUGACCUGAUUCAGGCCCAGAAGGAAAUCUCUGCCCACAACCAGCAGCUGCGGGAGCAGUCGGAACAGCUAGAGAAGGACAAUAGCGAGCUUCGGAGCCAGAGCCUGCGGCUGCUCAGGGCCCGGUGCGAGGAGCUGAGGCUUGACUGGUCCACACUGUCCCUGGAGAACCUGCGGAAAGAGAAGCAGGCCCUGCGGAGCCAGAUCUCAGAGAAGCAACGGCACUGCCUGGAGCUGCAGAUCAGCAUCGUGGAGCUUGAGAAGACCCAGCGCCAGCAGGAGCUCCUGCAGUUGAAGUCCUGUGUACCACCAGAUGAUGCUCUGUCCCUGCAUCUGCGUGGCAAGGGUACCCUGGGCCGUGAGCUGGAGGCUGACGCUGGGCGCUUACGCCUUGAGCUGGACUGUGCCAAGAUCUCCCUGCCACACCUCAGCAGCAUGAGCCCUGAGCUGUCCAUGAAUGGCCAUGCUGCCAGCUAUGAGCUCUGCAAUGCAGCUAGUCGGCCCUCAUCCAAGCAGAAUACUCCCCAGUACCUGGCCUCCCCUUUGGACCAGGAGGUCGUACCCUGCACCCCUAGCCACAAUGGCCGGCCUCGGCUAGAGAAGCUGUCUGGCCUGGCUUUGCCAGAUUACACCCGGUUGUCACCUGCCAAGAUUGUGUUGAGGCGGCACCUGAGCCAGGACCACACUGGGGCUAGCAAAGCAGCUACCAGUGAGCCGCACCCUCGGCCAGAGCAUGCCAAGGAGAACAGCCUUCCCUACCAGAGCCCUGGCUUGUGCAACAGCAUGAAGCUCAGCCCCCAGGAUCCACCGCUGUCUUCCCCCGCGACCUCGCCCCUCACCUCCGAGAAGGGUAGUGAGAAGGGUGUGAAGGAGCGUGCCUACAGCAGCCAUGGGGAGACCAUCACCAGCCUACCUGUUAGCAUUCCGCUCAGCACAGUACAGCCCAACAAGCUGCCCGUCAGCAUCCCACUGGCCAGCGUGGUGCUGCCCAGCCGGGCUGAGAGGGCGAGAAGCACUCCCAGCCCUGUGCCACAGCCCCGAGACUCCUCAUCCACACUUGAGAAGCAGAUUGGUGCUUCCGCCCAUGGCGUAGGGGGUGCUGGAGCAGGAAGCAGGAGCCUCACUGUGGCUCCCACAGGUUUCUAUGCUGGUUCAGUGGCCAUCAGCGGGGCCUUGGCCAACAGCCCAGCACCUUUGGCCUCUGGAAUGGAAUCUGCUGUUUUUGAUGAGUCCUCCGGCCCCAGCAGCCUCUUUGCCACCAUGGGGUCUCGCAGUACACCACCACAACACCCACCUCUCCUGUCACAGUCCCGCAACUCGGGUCCUGCCUCUCCUGCCCACCAACUCACAGCCAGUCCCCGCCUGAGUGUGACCACCCAGGGCUCGCUGCCAGACACCAGCAAAGGGGAACUGCCUUCUGAUCCUGCCUUCUCAGACCCAGAGAGCGAAGCAAAGAGGAGGAUUGUGUUCAGCAUUUCAGUUGGUGCCAGCUCCAAGCAGUCACCUUCCACCAGGCACAGCCCCUUGACCUCUGGCACCCGAGGGGACUGUGUGCAGAACCACGGGCAGGACAGUCGUAAGCGUAGCAGAAGGAAGCGUGCAUCAGCUGGAACGCCUAGCCUCAGCACGGGUGUAUCUCCCAAGCGCCGGGCUCUGCCAACUGUUGCUGGCCUCUUUACACAGUCCUCGGGGUCUCCUCUUAAUCUCAACUCCAUGGUCAACAACAUCAACCAGCCCCUGGAGAUCACAGCCAUCUCAUCCCCUGAGAGUUCCCUGAAGAGCUCCCCCACCCCCUACCAGGAUCAUGACCAGCCUCCAGUGCUCAGGAAGGAGCGGCCCCUAGGACCAACUAACGGGGCCCACUAUUCGCCACUGACCUCAGAUGAGGAGCCAGGCUCUGAGGAUGAGCCCAGUAGUGCCCGAAUUGAGAGAAAAAUUGCAACAAUCUCUUUAGAAAGCAAGUCUCCCCCAAAGACACUGGAAAAUGGUGGUGGCUUGGUGGGAAGGAAGUCGGUCCCCUCGAGCGAGCCUAUCAACAGCAGCAAAUGGAAGUCCACCUUCUCACCCAUCUCUGACCUCGGCUUGGCUAAGGCCGUAGACAGUCCACUGCAGGCCAGCUCUGCUCUGAGCCACAGCCCCCUGUUCUCUUUCCGGCCGUCCCUGGAGGAGUCUGCUGCUGAGGCCAAGCUCCCCACCCACCCAAGGAAAAGCUUUUCAGGCUCUCUGGGUGCAGCUGAGGGGCCAAGCCCUGGCACCAACCCUCCCAAUGGCCUGGCCUUCAGCGGGGGCCUUGCUGCAGACCUCGGUUUACACAGCUUCAACGACGGUGCUUCCCUUUCCCACAAGGGCCCCGAUGUGACUGGCCUGAGUGCCUCCCUGAGCUUCCCGUCCCAGAGGGGCAAGGACAGUACCACAGAGGCCAACCCGUUCCUCAGCAGGCGGCAGCCCGAGGGCCUGGGUGGCUUGAAGGGUGAGGCCAACGCAAGCAAGGAGUCAGGAGAGAGCCUACCCCUGUGUGGGCCCUCGGACAAGGCCUCACUGCCACAUGGCAGCAGGGCCAGCAAAGGCCGUGACCGAGAGCUGGACUUCAAGGGCGGCCACAACCUCUUCAUCUCUGCUGCAGCCGUACCUCCAGGUGGCCUCCUUGGUGGCCCUGGUCUUGUAACUGUGGCUUCCUCUGCGGGCAGUGCAACACCCGCUGCCCAGGCUCCCCGGCCUUUCCUGAGCACCUUUGCCCCUGGGCCCCAGUUUACUCUGGGCCCCAUGUCCCUGCAGGCCAACCUGGGCUCUGUGGCCGGCUCCUCUGUGCUGCAGUCCUUGUUCAGCACUGUGCCAGCUGCUGCAGGCCUGGUGCACGUGUCAUCCACUGCGACCCGACUGACCAACUCUCACACCAUGGGCAGCUUCUCUUCUGGGGUGGCCGGCGGAACCGUUGGAGGUGUCUUUACCCAUGCGGUGCCCUCCGCCUCUGCUCACCCGUUUGGAGCUGGUGUCGGCAGCGGGGCUGUGUGUAGCAGUGCCACGCUGGGCCUGAGCCCGCUGCAGGCGGCGGCCAGCACCUCGGCUUCUUCCUUUCAGGCCGCGGCUUCGGUCGAGACUCGGCCGCCCCCUCCACCUCCCCUACUUCCUCCUCAGCAUAUCGGCCGGCCCUCUGCGGGGCCACCUGUCCUUCAUGCACCCCCUCCUCCUAACGUCGCCUUGCCUCCUCCACCUGCGCUGCUGGCUUCUAACCCUGAGCCAGUGCUUCUGCAGAGCCUGGCCUCCCUCCCGGCUAACAACGCUUUCUUACCCCCCUCCUCUGCCGCCUCUCUGCAGCCUGCUAAUGCCUCUCUAUCUGUCAAGCUCGCCUCCCUCCCACACAAGGUCUCCCGCCCCUCCUUCACGGUGCACCACCAGCCCCUGCCCCGGCUGGCCCUGGCGCAGGCCGCGCCCGCCGCCCCACAGGCCAGCACCUCGGGGCCAUCUGCUGUAUGGGUUUCCCUUGGCAUGCCGCCUCCUUAUGCCGCGCACCUUUCAGGGGUUAAGCCUCGAUAAAGACCUUGCUUAGCUAGCAGUUCAUAUUUUGUAAGGUAAUUAGGACUUCUACUACCUCAGCCACAACCUAUGCAAGGACGGUGUGGACCAAGCCUGCUGCCUGCCAGGCCGGCGGAGCCGGACAUGGAGCCACUGUGAAUCGGCGGCACCGCAGGAGGUGCUGGACUGGUCCAGUUUGUACUGUCAAUAGUUUUAGAUAAAGUAUUUAUCGUUAAUUUUUUUUUUUAAGUAUAAGCAAUUCUGACUUACUUUAUUCCAUCAAAGUCGUCCAAGGCAACCUCUUGAGACGUCUAAGUGUCUGUGAGAGAGAAUGAUAUAAAGACUUGGCCUGCUGGGCCGGCCUCCACGAGGUCCCCUGACUCCGUCCCGGUGCUAUCUCACCAGCAAGCCCAUGCCUGCCCAUCUCCACCUCUGCCCUGGGUGCUGCCCCAAACAUGGACUGUGGCCAGUUUUCAGAUGCGCCUCCAACACCUUGUUCUGACACCAAAGGCACGCCUGGCAUGCCUGAUGGGGGCUGAAGCUCGGUCCCCUCCUUGGAACUUGCCUGCUGUCACUGUGAACACCCCGCUGUUAACCCUGUGGCUUUGGGCGUGCCUUUGUAGUGGGUGCAGACUGGGCUGGGACAGGAAUGGGGGUUCCCAGCUGGGCUGAGUGGUGCUGACAGGUGAGGGCCACUACUGCAGGGCUCGGUGGCUCUUGUGACAAGUGCAUUUACUUUGUAUUUCUUUGCUUUUCUGGCUCGGGGCAUGCUGGUCAGGUGAUGUGGGGCUGGCCCAAUGUGGGUCCCCUGGCAUCUGUGUAUAAGAGAGUCACAUGAUCAGUGACAGUAUUUUAUAGAGAUUUGAUGGAGAUUUAUAAAUUUCAUAGACUUGACUGCAUUUAUUUUUAGAUUGUAUAAUGCACAGUGAACUUUAAAGGAAAGAAAAGUGAGGAGGAAAAAUACUUUUAUUUAUUCAAAUGCACAAAAAAGAAAAAAAUGGCACUGGCCAGGGACCCUGCAGGAGUGCGGUCCAGAUGUGCUGGGCUGCCCAGGGCUCUGGUCACUGUGGGCAUCGCCUGCCUGUGUCUAGGAGUUGCUUCCUGGUCUUGGGGAUAGGUGCACUGGGAGUGACUGCAGAGGUCAGGACUGACUUGAUUUUCUGAGAUGGUCCUGACUGCCCUCAAUGUUGCUCACUUUCAGUGGUGGGUUGGUGGGCUAUGAGGGGAGAGGCCAUGUUGCCCCACCCUCACCCCAACCUACUUCCCAAAGUAGUUGUGAAGACGGUGCUGGUGUCCUCUCCCACCCCCAUCCCACCCUGCGAUGGUGCUCAUGUUUGGCAGGCCUGUUUCUGUGCACCACAGCUAACUAAGGUGCUGCAGAACGGGGUGGCCGAAACAAAAGCUAGCAAAUCCCAGGCCUGGAACAAAUCCCGAGUGAACACUGUACACACCGCCCUCCUGGCGGCUGCUGCUCCAGCAGUUGCUGCCUCCUCCUUACUUGAGUGUUAGGGGACAGACACUGCAUGUUCAUGGCCCAGUGGGCCACAGGUGCUCCAGGCACAGCUGCAAAGUCCUUUCCUGAGCCCAUAAGAAAUGGAACCCACAGUAAAUUGACCAUGGUGCAUGGUGGCCCAGACACCCUGUAACUGAUGGGCCUAGUACAGGGUAAGGCUGCCUCAGUCAUCCUUGCCACUCUAACCCAAGGUUGCUGCAGGGCUUUGAGCUCAGGAACCGAUAGAAAGCCCUACAGACUGGGACCACCACUCCCCCCCCCUAGACCAGAAGGGACACACUUCCCAGUUCCCAUCCUCAACCUACAUAGCUUUUUUGACAGCCUGGCCUGUUUGUAACUUGAUGCAGCAUCGCUCUGUCUUGUAAUGACCUCUGUACUUAAUGGGUGCAUUGUUCUCUUCCCUUGGUUUCCCCAAGGCAUCUCACACAUUGUUGCUGCCUCUAGACACAGUAUAAUAAAUAAAGCCGUUUUCACUUGAG